AUUUACUUGCAAGUCUGCUAAUAAUAUAUAACACAAUGGAUUUACUCAAAUUGAAAUUGAAUCGAAGCUCACGCACUCAAAGGACUUCCAACAACAUGCAACUAACAACUUCCUCCACCGGCAUCAGCUUCGCCUGGCAACGCUAUUUAGCGCUAUGCACUGUGCUGUUGCUGGCGGCGCAUAUCAAUAUUACAGCCGGUCAAAUCGAUUGGGAUGAUGACGAUGAUCCAGUCUCUACUGUCGCCGUGGAGGCUGUGCUAGGACGCACUGCCUCGCUGCCCUGCGACAUUGAACCGGAAGCUAAGGACGAUCGUGUGUACAUGGUGCUUUGGUUUCGUGAGAGCGCCGGCAAGCCGCUGUACAGCUUUGAUGUGCGCGGCAGGCCAUUCGAGAAGGCGCUCUAUUGGUCAGAUACAAACUCAUUUGGGCCACGUGCGUAUUUUGUUACCGCACAGCAGCCGGCGAAGCUAUCUGUGGACAAUAUACAACUGGAUGAUGAGGGUGUUUACCGCUGUCGCGUGGACUUUCAGAACUCGCCAACGCGCAAUCAUAGAAUUAAUUUAACGGUUAUUGUUCCUCCGCAUCAAAUACUCGUAUACGAUGCUUCGGGCCGUGAUGUUGCUGGCGCUGUGGGUCCAUUGCUCGAGGGCGAUAAUAUUGUGUUGACAUGUGAAGUGCGUGGCGGUCGACCGGAGCCCACUGUAACCUGGUUAAAUGGCACACGCAUAUUGGAGGCGGGCAGCGGCGUUUCAAUGGGUCGUCAUGUAACUGUCAAUCGCUUGGAGGUGCCACAAAUAACGCGCGCAGCGCUCAACAAUACUUAUCGCUGUCAGGCCUCAAACACCAAACUGGUGGCGCCUGUAGAGCGCAGCAUACGCAUUGAAAUGUUAUUGCGACCCACGUCAGUCAAUUUGACCAACAAGCUCAAGGUAUUCUCUUCAAGCACACAAUAUAAUCUCACCUGCAUUGUCGCUGGCUCGGUGCCUGAUACCGAAAUCAGAUGGACACAAAAUAACAGACCCUUCAAACGUGGCACGCUGUCCACAAGUCAAGGCAACGGACGCGUGCUAUCCACUUUGUCAUUUUAUCCGCAACCCGAAGACGACGGCACCAUGCUCAAGUGCGAAGGCUCCAAUCCACGUUUGCAGAACUCGGCCAUUGAGGAUUCGCUUAUGCUCAAUGUUAUGUAUCCGCCACAGGUAACACUAUCGCUGGGCUCGACGCUGCGUCCCGAUGACAUCAAAGAGGGCGACGAUGUCUACUUUGAGUGCCACAUUAAAGCGAAUCCCAAGGAGCAUCGCAUCACCUGGUCACAUGAUGGCUUACCUGUCACUCAGAACGUUUCCUGGGGCAUCAUUAUAUCCACGCGCUCGCUGGUGUUGCAACGCGUGGGACGUGUGCACUCCGGUUUCUAUGCCUGUGCCGCUGCCAAUGAUCGAGGUGAAACGCAGAGCGCAUUGGUUAAUCUACGCAUUCGCUAUGCGCCUGUUUGCAGCAGCAAUGUGAUUGGCGUUAUUGGCGCCUCCUUGGAGGAGGCUGUGCCCAUACCCUGUCGCGUCAACUCGGACCCCGCUGACAUAGACUUCGAAUGGACGUUCUCCAGCAGCGGCGAGCACUUUGAGGUGCCAUCUGGACAUUAUGCUACUAUACAGGAUCCCACAAUGACCACCAGCAGCGAUGUGAAACGCACCAUUGUUGAGGCCAAUGAAACUCACUUCGAAAGCUAUGUCGAAACAGUCAGCGAGCUCAUCUAUACGCCCAAGGGAGAACGCGACUAUGGCACUUUGGCUUGUUGGGGACGCAAUGUCAUUGGCAAGCAAUCGGAGCCUUGUCUAUUUCAGGUGGUGCCAGCAGCCAAGCCUGGUGCGUUGCGCAACUGUACACUGCGUCCAUAUGUGGUGACCUCGGCAUCGUUGAAUUCAUCGAAUCAGACGACAAUGCAUGGCAAUCAAAUGUUGCAAACACAAUACGGCAGACACGAUGCGAAUUAUCCGCACAUGGAAUACGUACGUGAGCGUAAUGGUAAUAAAACUCAUGCUGCAACAGCAGCUGGCCAUAAAAUGUCCGGCAAUAACAAAAUCUAUAUGAAAAGCAAAAUAAAUGCUGUCAAUAUGAAAUCUAAUAAUAAGCAAGCGCAGCUAAAAUAUCAGCAGCUGAAUCAGGAGCAGUUGUUGCGCUUAAAAAAGCGCACAUCAUUUACACCAACGCAAACAUUGGCGGCCAUAGAAAAACAGCGACAACUCAAGCUACAGCAGCAGCAGCAACAGCAGCCCACUGGCAAGGGCGUGGCAGCGUCACAUAACAAAACUGAUGGAUUAUCAAUGAAGCUUAAAACGGACAAUAAGCGGCGAGUGCGGCGACAAAGUAAACAGCAGCCAGUAAGCAAACAGCUACGGGCAACAGCAGCAGCAGCAAAAACGGCAACGGCAACAGCCAAGAAAAUCAAAAAGCUGCAUGCAACAAAAUCAAAUUUAUCAUUGUCACAUAAAGAACAGGCUGAAAUUGUUGCACGCUACAAUGUUAAAAGCAACAAAAGCAAGCUGCCUGCCAAGUAUUUUAAUAAGCGACAGAAAAACAUGCAGCAGCAACAACAGCAACAUAAACAUAGCGAGGUAAACAAGCGCAGCAGCAUAAUCCAUCAUUUAGCUGCAGCAACAGCAAGCCGAAGAAAACGUCAGACAGUCCAUGACAAUAUAGACGCAACAGCAGCAGCAGCGGCACAAGCAGCAGCAGCAGCAGCAAUAUCAACAGCCACAACAGCAAUGGCAACUACCAGAGCCGCCGCUGGCAAAGAUAUUGAUGUUGAUAGCAGCAGCAGCAGCGGCGAUAUUGACAGCAUGUUGGCUACAAUACGUUUCCAGGACAAUGCUGGCAAGCGACUGCUGCCGCCGAAUGCGCCGCAAAUUAGCAACCAGCCUGCGCCAGCAGCAGCAACAGUAGCUGCAAUUAGCAGCAAUAAUGAUGCAGCAGUGGCAACAACAACCAAAGAUGUUGCCAAGUCAAACAUUGAUAAAGUCAGUGCUUCGUUGUCUGCAGCCAAGAACAAUGCAGCAACUUUGGCCGACAUGGAAGCGGACAAUGAUGACAACAAUGACAAUGCAGACGACGAUGAUAAUGAUGAAGACGAAGACGACAACGACAACGAGGACGAUGAGGCUGACGAAGAUGCUGCCAUCACAGCAGCAGCUGCUGAGCUGGCGGCUGCUAAUGAUGAUGCUGACUAUUUGGCAGACGAAACUAGCGACUUGCUGGACUAUGAGGCGGGCGAUCUAACAGCGCUGGAGCAGCAGCUGCAGCUGGACAGCUUGGAGCAAGAUGAUGUUGCAGAUGCUGCUGCUGCUGACGCUGAUGACGAUGAUAACUACAAUGUUAGCGACGAUGACUUUGUAGCAAGUAUUGCGCUAACAACAGCGGACACUACGACAACAACUAAAACGACGACGACGACGACAACUACAACGACGACAGAGCAGCCAGAGCAGCUGCCUACAGCGCUGCCCGCAGCCUGGCAGCAGCCACAUUUCGAUUACUCACGCAUGGAGUACAGCUUCAGCAACGGCGUCGUCACACAAAGCCUCAUUGGCGGUGGCGCCAAUGGCUAUGAUGGCAAUACAGCAGCUGCUGCUGGUGGCGGCACUAUUAAUUUCGACAACUAUGACAACAUUAUCUAUUCCACAAUGGAGUUGGAGUGCAUGCCUGGCUAUGAUGGUGGCCUGCAGCAGCAGUUCUAUUUGGAGGCCUAUGAUUCAAAGACCAAGAAGCUGCGACUUAAUAUGAGCAGCACCUAUGUGGAUAUGCCAGUGUUUCGCAUUGAUUUAACGGAUCUAACGCCCAUGGAUUACUAUCCGGAUGCGCAUCCAGCAUUGCAUUUGGUUGUCUACAGUGUUAAUCAGAAAGGACGCUCCGAGCCCAUUGUGCUAGAAAAUGUGCCCAUCAAUGAGGCGGACAAGCGUACAGAUGGACGCAUGGGCUUAUCCAUAUUGCCCCUGGCUGCGCUCUUGACUGGCACGUUGUUUACCGUUGGCAUUGCCGUAUUAUUUGUAGUGGUCAUUGCAGUGCGUCGACGUCGCUGUCAAGGUGCACGCAACUUGUGCGAUGACAAGGACAAGCAUUUGGGCAUGGAUGUAACGGUAACGGCGCCGCUGGAAACAGGCGCUGGACAUCAGCGGCUAGUGGUUGCCUAUACGCUGAAGCAGGGCAUUGAAAAGCAGCCGGACAUACUGAGCGCACAAAAAAGCGCAACUGGCAGUGACACAUCGUCACCUUUGGGAAAUCGACAAAGUGGUUUAUUUAUGGGUGGAGGCGGCGGAGGCGGCGGUGUCAACUCUGCAGCAAAUGCGUCCAACAGCGCUGCGAAUCAUAAAGCCGUAGAUUAUGAUGUGAAUGCGCCGCACCUGAACAGCCCGCCCUCGCAGUCAAGCACACUGAAACUGGAAAGUGACAAUGCCAAAAGUUAUCAGACAGCAGCGCCAGCGGCAACAACGCUGCUGUACGAUGCCAUGCCCACGCUCAGUCGCUACGAGCAAUUGGGCUUGAACAUGCCCAGUUAUGCUGCCGGCGCAGUUGGUAGCAACAGCACGCUGAGCUCGUCUGGCAGCACAGGCGGCGCCAGUCAUUAUGGGCAACAUUUGCAUCAUACACUGCCACAUGGUGGAGGAGUGGGUGCGUCGCAGCCCUCGAGCAGUCUGCCACGUGUGCGUGAUCCGUUAACUUUGGCGGAUUACCUCAACACCAGCAGUCUGAUUGACUACAAUCUGAGCAAGGCUGCUGCGCCGCUGCCCACGCACAUGACGUUACCCAAGGGCCUAAGUGGUCUGCCCAGCAGCAGCACAAGCAUAUCGCCCUCGCCAUCACAGCUUACAACCAUCACACAAAAAUCAAAUGCUGGACGCAAUCAUAUCAUUACCGAUACGCUGCCCGGACCGGAGAGCUGUGUCUAAGCACAGACAAGCAGCACUAAAGGGGGCGAGGCGUUUAAAUGAAAAAGACUGGCGUCAAAAAUAGAGCAGAGAACGAUUAUAAAGCGUAGAACGAAGCAAGCUAUCGGCUGAUAGCUUAGCCUAGGCAAUAGUUAUACUAGUUGUGCAGGCAUUAAAAUUCUCAUUGUUAGACUUAAAAAUAGAAAAUGUAGUAUGUAAAGUUGUCAGGCCAGCUAAUGCGUUAUCGAUGCUAUCGAUUCAUUUUCGACUGCCAGCGAUAGUUUCAAGUCUAUCGUAAUACUAUCCAUUCAUGUAAUUCACUAAUUCAAUAUACAACUUAUUAGUUAUUAUCGAUAGUAUCAAUAACGCUAGUUGCACAACUCUCUCUGUAUUAGACUAAGUCAAUGUAUAUGUGUAUAUGUAUUUGUAAACGUGUGUGCAUGUCUGUUUUUAUAUAUGUUUAGUCUAGUUAUAAUCUAUAGUGUGCUAUACUUCAAGCCUGAGCAUUUAGCAACAACAAUUUACAUUAAUCAGCAUAUUGAGUGUUUAAGUAAGCGCCUAAUUAACCAAAAAACUAAGAAACUUUUAAACAUUAUAGCUCGUAGUAAAUUGUUGUAAAGCGGGUUCCUAUAAACAAUCAUUUGUGCAGCCAUCAUUUAGUUGUUGCUAAAAGCUCAGGCUUAAAUCCAUACCGUCUUGUUGAAUUGCUGUGUACUUCCAGUCAAAAUCCAAACCAAACUGUGUUGCUGUUAAAUCAAUAUCUUACCAUUUUCUUGGCUCACCAAAAACACACACACAUAUCCCUCACUCGAAGAAGAAAAACAAAAACUGAGCCUAUAUAACGCAACUUGACCGCAACUAUUUGAACAACUGACCCCAAGAUCAAAGCAAACCGCACACAUACUUAGACAGCCCAAGGGUAAAAGUUAUAUUGAACACGUCUUGCGCCAUUGCGUGCCCAGUGCGCUGGUCAUUAUUUAACUUUUAAACACGCGCCAACAAAAGUGUUCCAACAGAUUUGAAUUUAAUGUCGUAGCAGCAGUCACAGCCAACAAGUGAGCAAUAAAAGAAAGUUUAGAAAAAUAUGCGAUAAGCAAAAAACUCACACCACCCCCCACUUGGCUACAUAAUAAGCUCACGAACGAUUGAAUGCAUAUAAAAAUAUAUAUAUAUAUAAAAAACUGGGCACGGGCUUUGUGCGCACGAUAGCGCUAAAAUGAUGACAAUAAAUGGAAAAGUUUUUAAUAAGCCAAUAAAAUGAUUUAUACGGGCGAAUAUAAGCUGAAAAAUUGGACACCACUCAGCAAGGUUUAUUUAGGACUAGAACUGUUGCUGCUGUUGCUAACAACGAAAUUCCUUGGGUCAGUUGUGUUCUAAAUAGUUGCGGCAGUUCGAAAAACUUUUAAUUAGCAUACAAGAUUUUUAACAAUUAAGCUGCCUUUUAAAAAGGCUUCUAUUUGGGCAUUUGUUAUCAACGCAUGUUUGCAUAUCAGUAAUGCACAAAAAAA
Messenger RNA from Drosophila busckii, 6427 nucleotides. RefSeq lists its product as uncharacterized. Bases 36 to 4940 code for a protein of 1634 amino acids. The transcript has 17 exons. NCBI's taxonomy places the organism in Eukaryota, Metazoa, Arthropoda, Insecta, Diptera, Drosophilidae. The record is from RefSeq and is a predicted model, not a curated record.